AUGUGUCCUAAGAGGUCGAUAUCCAUACCGAGGUUGGAACUUACGGCAGCUGUCCUAUCAGUUCAGCUCAGCAAAAUGGUUCAGGAAGAGCUGAGAUUGCCCAUCACCGACAUUGUAUUCUGGAAUGAUUCAACUUCGGUUCUGCAAUACAUAAGAAACGAGAGUAGGCGCUUACGCACCUUUGUGGCAAAUCGGGUCGCAAGGAUCCAAGAUGCCACCGAUGAGUCACAGUGGCGAUAUGUCAACACUGCAUCCAACCCAGCAGAUGAAGGGUCCAGGGGCCUGAGCGCUGAAAGGAUGAUCAAAGAUGGCCGCUGGUUAAAGGGGCCGCAGUUCCUGAUGAUGAAUGAGGAUCAUUGGCCAAUACCUCCAGUUGUCAUGCAGGGUACUGUACCAAACCCUGACAUAUUGCCGCUCAAUGAUGCUCUUGAGAGAGAUCCUGAACUCAAGAGGGUGGUGACGCAGACAGCCUUAGUGCGAGAGAAGCCGAAGGUUAAUGAAUUCUUGACCAAGUACUUAUCAUGGAACCGAUUGAAGAGAGGCGUUGCUUGGCUCUUGCGUUUCGUUCAGUAUCUUCACACCCACUGCAAGGGAUUAGCAGAUGACUCAAGCCUUAAACAAGGAGGUCUUUCCGUAGAAAGAGAUAGAUGCACUUCACUCGAGGAAGCAGGAGACGGCCACCUGCGGAAGGAAGUCCAGGGGGCAACAGUUCUCUCUUCACAAACUGAAUCCUGUUUUGAUGGAUGCAUCUUGCGAGUAGGCGGUCGCCUUAGAAACGCACCAAUUGAUCAGGAGAUGAAACACCCGAUUAUUCUUCCCAGCAACCAUAAGGUGACAGAGCUCGUUAUCAUUCACCAUCACUUGCUAGUAGGGCAUUCCGGGGUUGGAAUGACAUGGUCGUCGCUGAGGGAGAAGUUCUGGGUCGUCAGAGGUGGCGCAACUGUAAGACGUGUCAUUGGCAACUGCUUCGAGUGCAAGAAGAGGAAUGCUCCAUUGAGACAACAGUUCAUGGGUGACUUACCGGCGGCUAGAGUAACGCCAGAUAAUCCUCCGUUCACAUCGGUCGGUGUUGACUACUUCGGUCCCGUCUACGUGAAGCAAGGCCGGAGUCACAUCAAACGGUAUGGGUGCAUCUUCACCUGUUUAUCGAUGCGGGUAGUCCACCUUGAAGUUGCUCACUCUCUGGAUACCGAUGCCUUUAUCAACGCACUUCGACGAUUUAUCGCAAGAAGGGGCAAACCACAGAUCAUCAUGAGUGAUAACGGCACAAAUUUCGUCGGGGGAGAGCGAGAGCUGCGGGAAAGUCUUGAUGACCUGAAUCAGCGGAGGGUUAGUGACUUUCUGCUGCAGCAGGGUAUCAGGUGGCAAUUCAAUCCUCCAACAGCAAGCCAUAUGGGCGGUGUAUGGGAGAGAAUAAUACGGUCUGUGAGCAAGAUCUUGAGGUAUUUGUUGAAGGAGCAAGUUGUGUCUGACGAAGUUUUGCUUACCUUGAUGGCAGAGGUCGGGGCAAUUCUCAAUGCCAGACCAUUGACCCCACUGAGUUUUGAUCCAGGUGACGUCGAGCCUCUGACACCGAAUCAUUUGUUGCUGUUGCGGGCUAAUCCCAGCUUACCCCCAGGUCUGUUUCAGAAGGAAGAUGCAUACAGCCGUCGACGUUGGCGUCAAGCUCAGUUUCUGGCCGACCAAUUUUGGAGCGUUGGCUUCGAGAGUACUUACCUGUAUUGCAACUUCGACAGAAGUGGACGCAGCGAGUACAGAAUCUUCAAGUUGGAGAUCUGGUCCUGGUGGCGGAUGACAGGGUGUCUCUCGGUCAUUGGCCUUUGGGAAGAGUCAGCCAAACCUACCCAGACCAUGAAGGCAACGUCCGACAGGUGGAGGUCAAGACCGGGACUGGCUACUUCAGACGACCAUUCACCAAGCUGUGUCUCGUCGAGAGUGCCAAGAACUAAGUUGUUGUUGUUAUUCAGACUUUAA
Messenger RNA from Patiria miniata (bat star), 1974 nucleotides. RefSeq lists its product as uncharacterized. Gene Ontology annotation, molecular function: nucleic acid binding. Gene Ontology annotation, biological process: DNA integration. The transcript has a single exon. The record is from RefSeq and is a predicted model, not a curated record. NCBI's taxonomy places the organism in Eukaryota, Metazoa, Echinodermata, Asteroidea, Valvatida, Asterinidae. Bases 1 to 1974 code for a protein of 657 amino acids.